This is a messenger RNA of Arachis ipaensis, 1415 nucleotides long. The record is from RefSeq and is a predicted model, not a curated record. NCBI's taxonomy places the organism in Eukaryota, Viridiplantae, Streptophyta, Magnoliopsida, Fabales, Fabaceae.
AACCCAGUUCUGAAGCUACCCAGCCCAACCCCGUGUCUCUCGUUCUCACAAACGGCACACCACCAUACUUCUGAAGCUGCCCACCCCACGCCCCAUCUCUCUCUCUCUCUCAGCUCACCUCGGUUCACCGCCACCGCCCGCUCGCCUCUCUUUUCCGUCUGUGCUCGGCUGCUCGCGUCUCGCCGCGCCUCCCUCAGCCAGUGAGUGCUCGAGCUGUGCGUGGUUUUUGCUGCCUGCACUGCAGCGUGCGUGUUUGUCUCUGCUCGAUUCUGCCUCUGCAACAACAGUCACACUCACCGUUCGUCUCGUUCAGUCACACUCACCGUUCGUCUCGUCUGGUCGCCGGCGUCUCAACAUCUCGCGGCCUUCCCUGGGCUCCUCGUCGCUCGUCGUCUUCUGGUUUCGGGUCCUCUCCGUCGCCGAGUCGCCGUGGACCGUGGACCGUUGUGGAUCUACCGGUUGAACCAAUGACCCACUGACUCAGUCUCGAUUACCGGUUGGAUUCUGAUAACUAUGGUAUGCACCAAAAUAUAGAACAGAAAAAGACAAAAAAGACCCUGACCUAACCUCUCAACUCUUUUCUCGUCUCUUCUCCGUUCGCUGCCUCCGCCACUCGGCUCUGCUCUUCUGCACUGUGUUUCUCCUCUCGCUGCCGGUCUCUGUUCUGAAAGGAAGAAACAUAGAAAGGAAUAGAGACCCUUUUGCUGUGCAAGUGCAAGUUUCCAACCUUUUUUUGUUAUCUGGUUGGAUUAAAGAAUAGAAAAAGAAAUGGAGGAUGAUGGAGUUCGGCGCAUGUCCAGCAGAACACGAAAGGUUGCUUCGAAAAUGGUUGCGGCUCUUGCCAGCACUGAUAACCGAACCCAGGCAGCUAUUGCACGACUUGAUGCUUUGGAGAAUGACAAUGCAGGAUUUGAGGUGGCAGAUGCUAAUAAUGAUGAUGAUGAGGCCUCUCUAGACGAUGAAGAAGGGUAUAUGCAAAAAAAGCAAUCUAAGGGCACCAAAAGGAAAACUCGGCAAGCAAAAGCACUUGAGGCUAGGAAGGCUCCAAGAACAUUCCUUGAGCUUAUACACGAGGCAAACUUAGAAUCAUUGCCUCCACAUGUUCCUUCUUAUUUGAGAGCAGCAGUUGGACCUCCAAGUUCAACCUCCCGUCGCCACUUCUGUACUGUUUGUGGUUUCUCAGCUAGUUACACAUGCGUGAGAUGUGGUAUGCGCUUCUGUUCUUAUAGAUGUCAAAAUGUGCACAAUGAUACUCGUUGUUUGAAGUUUGUAGCUUGAUAAAUGUGACUUCUUGAGCAAGAUGCUAUUGUAGACUUGUAAUUGCAAUAUUAUAAUAUAUCAUUAUUACUAUGAAGAAACAUGUCUUUGUCUCUACUUACCACCUGUUUGACAUGAAAAGAAGAGAGAUCUUGAAA